AUGAUCAAUGCAGUUCUGGUGUUCAACAAUAAUGGACAGCCUCGUCUGACCAAGUUCUACACCACCCUCGAUACGCAAACACAACAGUCCCUCAUUGCGCAAAUAUACCAUCUGGUCGCCCAGCGUCCCUCAAGUGCCUGCAACUUCCUUCCUCUUCCGCCCCUCCUUUCCCAAGGUGCUGCCAGCACCACCGGGCCUUCCGAUGCACCGACACAAAUUACAUACCGAACGUACGCUACACUCUCAUUUAUCAUGAUCUCUACCUCGACAGAGUCGCCACUUGCCUUGAUAGAUCUCAUCCAAGUAUUUGUGGAGGCUUUGGAUCGCAUGUUUGAGAAUGUGUGCGAGCUUGAUCUCAUCUUUGGCUAUGAGACGAUGCAUGCCGUGCUUAGUGAAAUGAUUGUGGGUGGGGUGGUUGUGGAGACAAAUCUGGAGAGGAUCGUUGCUGGUGUACGAAGUCAGGAGGGUACUACAGGAAAAAAGAAGGCUAUUCAGGCUGCAAGCUCGGGUCUAGGACGCGGAGGCUUGCCUGGCUUGGGAGCUUGGCGAUGA
Penicillium diatomitis is the source of this 552-nucleotide messenger RNA. RefSeq names its product putative AP-3 adaptor complex subunit sigma. The record is from RefSeq and is a predicted model, not a curated record. NCBI's taxonomy places the organism in Eukaryota, Fungi, Ascomycota, Eurotiomycetes, Eurotiales, Aspergillaceae. Gene Ontology annotation, biological process: vesicle-mediated transport; protein transport. The transcript is spliced from 2 exons. Bases 1 to 552 code for a protein of 183 amino acids. Gene Ontology annotation, cellular component: intracellular membrane-bounded organelle.